Vigna angularis (adzuki bean) is the source of this 1001-nucleotide messenger RNA. RefSeq lists its product as uncharacterized. The coding region runs from base 318 to 764 and encodes 148 amino acids. Gene Ontology annotation, biological process: translation. The record is from RefSeq and is a predicted model, not a curated record. Gene Ontology annotation, cellular component: ribosome. Gene Ontology annotation, molecular function: structural constituent of ribosome; small ribosomal subunit rRNA binding. NCBI's taxonomy places the organism in Eukaryota, Viridiplantae, Streptophyta, Magnoliopsida, Fabales, Fabaceae. The transcript has 3 exons.
AAGGGGAAACCGUGUUGCAUCCACUAGGUACAAGAGCUCCUUCGCCUCUCUUAUUCCCUUUUCUUUUCCUUCUUCAAAACCCAAGGAAAAAAAAACCCCUAGAGGAAGAGGAGGUUCUGCGGUGUGAGAACAAUAGAGAGGAAUAUCAACGCGUUUUGGGAAAGAAGGAGAAGAGGACACAGAACGGAGGAGAACCGUGAGCUGUGGGCGUGGAGGGUGAGAACGUGAGGUAUUCGAAGAGUUUUCGAUUUGAGAGGUUGCCAUAAAGACAGGACUUCGGAUCAAGAUAGAUUGUUAGCUCAAGUAGGAGGAAUAAGAUGCCUCCUUACGACUGUAUGUUUCUUUUUAAACCUCAUAUCGCAAAAGAAGCUAUUUUGGAUUUAGUUGUAAGGGUGGGAAAACAUGUGUCUGGAAGAAAUGGGGUUGUCACUGAUGUUAAGAAUCUCGGAACUAUUCAGUUGGGAUAUGGUGUGAAGAAGUUGGAUGGUAGAUAUUAUCAGGGGACGCUGAUGCAAAUGAGCAUGAUGGCUACACCUGAAAUCAACAAAGAGAUGCAUUACCUAAACAAAGAAGACCGGUUAUUGCGUUGGCUUUUGGUCAAACAACGUAACACAAAAUUUGGGCUUGAUGUUUUAGAAGAUGAAGGCAGGUUGGAGUUAAGCAAUUUUUCCCAAAUGAGUAAACUUGAUGAAGAGGAUGAAGAGGAUGAAGAUGAGAUUGAUGACGAUGAGGAGUACCAAUUGGAGGAAGAAGAGACGAAGUAAACUAAAAGACAACUGACUAUGUUGUUUCCUUCCAUAAAAUCAGUUUGCAUUAUAUUUUCAAUGCCAAGUAAAGGAUGAAUGAAUUUAGUUCAUAUUUGAACACUAUGUUUACAGUGUCAAAUAGAUUUAAUUCAUGUUUAUUUAUUGAACACUAUGUUAGUUCAUUUUUAAUGAGGGAUAAUUUAAGAUAUAUGAAUUUUAUGGUAGUGCAAAAAUAAGAAAAGGAGGUGCAGAAAG